CUUUGUUUACCUUAUAAGGAAGUCAUGAACGUGCCCUGUUCUCUUCCCCUCAUUUCUACAAACAGUUCCCAGAAGCAGAACCUUCAUGGUGAAAGAUGGCCGGGAACUCAGUUUUGCUGGCUGCUGUCUCUGUCCUCUCUGCCUGUCAGCAAAGUUAUUUUGCUAUGCAUGUAGCAAAAGCAAGAUUAAAAUACAAAGUUAUGCCUCCAGCAGUCUCUGGGUCACCUGAGUUUGAGAGAAUAUUUCGUGCACAACAAAAUGGUGUGGAGUUUUACCCGCUAUUCAUGAUUACACUGUGGAUGGCUGGAUGGUAUUUCAACCAAGUUUUCGCUACUUGUCUGGGUCUGGUGUACAUGUAUGCCCGUCACCAGUAUUUCUGGGGAUAUGCGGAAGCUGCUAAAAAAAGGAUCCUUGGUUUCCGGUUGAGUCUGGGGGCUCUGGCCUUGUUGGCCGUCCUAGCAGCUCUCGGGAUUGCAAACAGCUUUCUGGAUGAAUACCUGGACAUCGAUAUCGCCAAGAAACUGAAGCACUUCUAACCUCCCACCCCCUGCCCCCUUCUCAAAUGCUUGCAGAAGGUAUUUGUACUCUGAAGGUUAUAUGGUUUCACUUGUUCCAUUAAAACAAAAAUAAAAGCCUUGGUUCUGUUUUUA
Molecule: messenger RNA, 650 nt
Organism: Myotis davidii
Lineage: Eukaryota; Metazoa; Chordata; Mammalia; Chiroptera; Vespertilionidae
Gene: MGST2
Product: microsomal glutathione S-transferase 2
Exons: 5
Coding region: 96-536 (146 amino acids)
Biological process (GO): leukotriene biosynthetic process
Cellular component (GO): endoplasmic reticulum; nuclear envelope; membrane
Molecular function (GO): glutathione transferase activity; enzyme activator activity; glutathione peroxidase activity
Source: RefSeq, a predicted model, not a curated record